AUGACUUCACCACCUGAAAUCUCAUUGUCGACAUUGCCACAAUCCGCCAAAAUCGUUCUAAUUUUUGGAAAGUUGGGACACAAUGCUGUUGUUUUUGACAUUACAAACAGUGGUUUAAAAGCUGCCCUAUUCUUUCAGGCACUUAAGGAUCAAUACCCUACUGUUGUAGAAGCAAUAGAGCAAGAUCGUAAAGAUAGAAACAUAGAAAUCAUUUCAUUUGAUUCCAUCGAAGAUAUUCCAAGAGCAUAUUACAAGGGAGUUUUCAUUAGACACAGAACCUUUUGGCUGCCCCUUCCUUUAGUGGGGAUAGCCAGAAGAAAGCGAACUAUGAAAAGAGAACUAACAGCUCUCACCUGUGCUACGUAUGUAAAAAGCCAUAUCAGAUUCGGACUUAAUUUGCUGGCGCAUUUUGCUUCACCAGAAAAAGGAGACAAGAUCGGCCAACAUGCGGACGAAUUAAUUCGCUUGGCCAGAGAAAAUUCGGGAAUGGAAAAAUCCCAAGAUAUGGAGAAACCUUCAUUAUUGAAAAAAUAUACUGACCCCACUCUCAUCAUCAAAGGGAAAUGCAAUCGAAACAGCACACCAAACCAAGGAAUCUUUCCCAAUCCUUCAGCUACCUACCAGACCAUUGUCACUGAUGGUUCAUGGUAG
Molecule: messenger RNA, 651 nt
Organism: Phycomyces blakesleeanus NRRL 1555(-)
Lineage: Eukaryota; Fungi; Mucoromycota; Mucoromycetes; Mucorales; Phycomycetaceae
Exons: 5
Coding region: 1-651 (216 amino acids)
Source: RefSeq, a predicted model, not a curated record